CUCUGGGGAACUGCUCUCAAUGAAGAAAGGGGAGGAGUGGGGAGGGGGGUCGAGGAGGUCUGUACUUCCAGAACCCCCUUCCCACUACCCACCGAGUCCUCGCUUAGCUGAAAAGCCGCGAGGUUUCAGCUUCGAGAUCGCGUGGAGACGAUAAAUCUCGCGAGAAAUGUGAUUGCGCCUCAACUUGCGAAGGGGCGGUUAGGCGGAAGAGGGUCCCUGUUCGUCAGAGGUCUGACUUUAUGUUUGCUUCUUCGGCCUUCACCGUGGAUGGCCGGCUUUUCUUUUGUGCGUGAACCGCUACUUGAGAAAUGGUCGCUUUCCCCUAGUCUAGACACGCUUUAAACAUCAGUAAUAAAAGUGCAAGCAUUGGAAUAAGACUUUCGCAAAACAACAUUGUGGAGCAUGGAUUCUCUAUCAGAAGAAUUUUUUACAAGUAGGGAUCCAACUGUGGAGGAGCAGACUAAGGAAGAAAUCAAGAAUAAGGUAGAAAAAUCUACUGACCAACUGGUAAGAGAAGAAUUGCAGCUUAAGAUGCCUUGCCCUGGUGUUGGAAUUAAGUCAGCAUUCUUACAGUUAAAGAAAUUUUUGACCAAAUUAUUUCCACAGAGAGAAGUUGCAGCUAACAGCCAGAAUGGGGAGGAAAUUGUUCCUGUUCUGACUUUACGUUUCUUGAUAACACAACUGGAAGCAGCGCUUAGGAACAUUCAGGCCACUAAUUAUACUGCACAUCAGAUUAAUAUUGGUUAUUAUUUGACAUUACUGUUUUUGUAUGGAGUAGCACUUACUGAAAGAGGAAAGAAAGAGGAUUACACAGAAGCAGAGAAUAAAUUUCUAGUGAUGAAGAUGGUGAUCCAAGAGAAUGAAAUUUGUGAGAACUUUAUGUCUUUAGUUUAUUUUGGACGUGGUUUGCUUCGUUGUGCUCAGAAGAGAUAUAAUGGAGGACUGCUAGAAUUUCAUAAAAGCUUACAAGAAAUAGGAGAUACAAAUGAUCAUUGGUUUGACAUAGAUCCUACAGAAGAUGAAGAUUUACCUACAACUUUUAAAGAUCUUCUUAAUGAUUUUAUCAAGACAACAGAAAAUAAUAUAAUGAAGCAGACUAUUUGCAGUUAUCUAGAUUGUGAACGAUCUUGUGAAGCUGACAUUUUAAAGAACACCAAUUACAAGGGAUUUUUUCAAUUAAUGUGCAGUAAAAGCUGCUGUGUUUAUUUCCAUAAAAUUUGUUGGAAAAAGUUCAAGAAUUUAAAAUAUCCAGGUGAAAACGAUCAGACCUUUAGUGGGAAAAAAUGUUUGAAGGAAGGAUGUACAGGUGACAUGGUAAGGAUGCUACAAUGUGAUGUACCUGGAAUUGUUAAAAUUUUGUUUGAAGUUGUGAGAAAGGAUGAAUAUAUAACCAUUGAAAAUUUAGGAGCAAGUUAUAAAAAGUUAAUGUCUCUGGAAAUCACUGAUACUGAUAUAAGACCGAAGAUCAGUUUAAAAUUUAGUACAAAAGAUGAAAUGCCUAUCUUCAAACUUGAUUAUAAUUAUUUCUAUCACCUGCUUCAUAUAAUUAUCAUUUCUGGUACUGACAUUGUCCGGCAAAUAUUUGAUGAGGCUAUGCCACCCCCUCUUUUGAAAAAAGAGCUUCUUAUACACAAGAAUGUGCUGGAACCCUACUACAACCAUCUUUGGACCAAUCACCCUUUGGGUGGAGCAUGGCAUCUGCUUUAUCCCCCAAACAAGGAGCUACCACAGUCCAAACAGUUUGACUUGUACCUCCUCUUAGCUCUCAUAAAACAUUUGAAUGUAUUCCCUGCACCCAAAAAAGGCUGGAAUAUGGAACCACCAUCUUCUGAUCUCUCUAAGUCUGCAGACAUCUUGAGGCUGUGCAAAUACAGGGAUAUCCUCCUUAGUGAGAUUUUGAUGAAUGGUCUCACUGAGUCACAAUUCAAUUCAAUUUGGAAAAAAGUUUCAGAUAUUCUUCUGCGCCUUGGGAUGAAGCAAGAGGAUAUUGAGAAAGUGAAGGAGAAUCCCAUUGAGAAUAUCUCCCUUGAUUACCAUCAACUGUCCAUCUACCUAGGCAUACCAGUACCAGAAAUCAUCCAGAGGAUGUUAUCCUGCUAUCAACAAGGAAUUGCUCUACAGUCAAUAACGGGCAGUCAACGUAUUGAAAUAGAAGAGUUACAGAAUGAGGAAGAAGAACUAAGUCCACCCCUCAUGGAGUACAAUAUAAAUGUGAAAUCAAACCCUGAAAUACAGUUAGCAGAAAUGAAUAAAGAUGGAGCAUCGAUACCCAGUGAAUCUUCAACAGAAUCUAUUAAAGAUCUCCAGGAAGUUAAGAGUAAACCAAAGAAAAAGAAAAAGACUAAGAAUAAAAAGCACCACUGUAGCCCAACUAUGAUAGGAAAGGAAGAGCAGUUGAAGAAAGAGCAAGCAAAUCAACACCCAGUCAGUGGAUUUAUGAAAGAUGAUGCAAGUGAUAUUCAAGAGGAUUCUGCAACUGAAGACAAGUUCUAUAGCCUGGAUGAAUUGCAUAUUCUGGACAUGAUAGAACAGGGCUCAACCAGUAAAGUAACUGCAGAAUAUGGAGAAACUGAGAAGGAAAAGCUUGCUCGGCAGCGGCAGCUUUAUAAAUUGCACUAUCAAUGUGAAGAUUUCAAAAGACAGUUGAAAACAGUGACUUUUCGGUGGCAAGAAAACCAAAUGCAGAUUAAGAAGAAAGACAAAAUCAUUGCAUCUCUGAACCAACAAGUGGCUUUUGGAAUCAAUAAGGUUUCCAAAUUACAGCGUCAGAGCCAUGCUAAAGAUAAUGAAAUCAAGAAUCUUAAAGAGCAACUUUCCAUGAAAAGAUCUCAGUGGGAAAUGGAGAAGCAUAAUCUGGAAAGCACAAUUAAAACAUACUUAAACAAACUGAAUGCAGAAACUAGCAGAGCUUUAACAGCUGAGGUGUAUUUCUUACAGUGUCGUAGAGAUUUUGGUUUGCUUCAUCUAGAGCAGACUGAAAAGGAAUGCCUCAGUCAGCUUGCCAGGGUGACUCACAUGGCGGCAAGCAAUCUGGAAUCACUUCAAUUAAAGGCUGCAGUAGAGAGUUGGAAUGCCAUCGUAACAGAUGUUAGAAACAAGAUUGCGUUUCUCAGGACACAGUACAAUGAACAAAUUAACAAGGUGAAGCAAGGGUUUGCCUUGAGUACCCUGCCUCCAAUCCAACUUCCUCCGCCACCACCUAGUCCUGAGAUACUGAUGCAGCAGUUCUUGGGAAGACCCCUUGUGAAAGAAUCUUUCUUUAGACCCAUACUCACUGUUCCUCAGAUGCCUGCUGUUUGCCCUGGAGUCAUCUCUGCGCCUGGCCAGCCUAGAGCCCCCCUGAUGACUGGUAUAGCCUGGACUGUGCCAGCACCUGUGGGAGAGGCUGUGUCUCCCAGUGCAAGUCUGGGAGGUGAUCCCCCCAUGAUGAAUUGGGAGAGGAUUACAGACAGGCUGAAAACUGCUUUUCCACAACAAACCAGGAAGGAGCUUACGGAUUUCUUACGGAAAUUGAAGGACAUUCAUGGGAAGUCCUUAUCUGGACUGACAUUUGAUGAAAUUGUGUACAAAAUUUCCCAAUUUAUUGACCCCAAGAGAUCACAGAGCCAAGGAAAAUCUGUACCAAAUGGUAACUGUGUUUCACCCAGCCACACUCCUCCACAGUCUAAUACUGCCCAACCCCCAAAACCAGCCUGGAGGCCCCUCAGUUCACAAGGGCCUGCCUCAUGGGAAGGAGCCAAUAAUUUGGAUGAUGAGGAGGAGGAAGAAGAGCCUUGUGUGAUCUGUCAUGAGAAUCUCUCUCCAGAAAACCUCUCUGUUUUGCCUUGUGCUCACAAAUUCCAUUCUCAGUGCAUUAGACCUUGGCUGAUGCAACAGGGGACAUGCCCAACCUGCAGACUCCAUGUUUUGUUACCAGAAGAAUUUCCAGGUCACCCCAGCCGGCACUUGCCCAAGAUCUGAUCCAAGGGAGUGAUUUGCAAAGGAAAUUCAGUUAUCAGGUUCCAGAAUUUAGUUUUGCCUUUUAUUAUGAGCUGAUAGUGUGAGUGGCGUAAGCAGUGUGCUCUUUAGUAUUGUACAAAAGAAGCUAGCUAAUCUCAUCAAAGCUGUAGCCAAAGAGGAUAGGACAAAUCUUCAGGACUUAGAGCUGAACUGAAAGGGCUUAAAUUUUAAAAGUUACAUUAUAUUUGCCCCUAUCUUAGUAAGCAUUUUCUUCCAGUGUAAACAUCAUUAUUAGCACAUCUCUUAGGAUGUUUUUGUCUUUUUCCUUCUUAUUCCACUUAUCCUUUACUGUCACCCAAUAUAGGCUACAUUUUAAUUUCCUGAAAUCAAUGUAAGAGGAAAAGCAGAAUAGCAAACAAGUAGGAAAAUUCCAGGUUUUAUUUUUCCUUUUAACUUUUAAAACUGCUUACAAAAUACAUAAUUGAAAUACUUAAAUUUUAUCCCUAUCUUCCCCAUUCUUCUCUGGCCUCUAAAUAUGUGCCCAUGAAGAGAUUAUGAGUGACUUGAGGGUGUGGACCAUACAGUGGUGUGUUGGAGCUUAGCUAAUAAUAGUUUGUGAGAAGUGACUGUUGAAGUUUCAGGAAUUUUGUGAGCCAGUGAUCAAAUUGUUCAUAGCUUGAAAUCUGCAUAGUGGGAGUAUUUACACCAUAGAAAUUUGUAAAUGUUAUAAGUCAGGGCUUCUCUUCCCAAGAACUUGUUGUUAAACAUUUACCAGUACACCACUGGGACCAUGUCUGAUCCUCCUAUGUUUCUCCAUGCCUUGCACAGUAGGUGUAGCAUAAAUAUUCCCAGAAUCAGAAAUCAGGAAAUAGAAAUGAGUUAAUGUGUAAAUUAAGUCACUUGCUCAGUUGAAUAAUUGAGAUCUUAUGUUCAUUUGUUAACAUUGUCAUUGGACCUUACACUUGAAGGAUUUGUUUUCUGCCUUAAAAGUUUCUUAAUUUCACUUUGUCAUGCUGCAGGGUGUGGGGGACUGUACGUAGAUGCUUCUUAUGACAAAGUUAAUAUUCACUGGGCUAAGCUGCCAUCUAAAGCUUGUCAGUAGGAACUUUCUUAGAGGUCAAAAACCUAUUUUGAAAAUCGUAUUGUGUAAAUGCUGUAAGUGUUGUACAUGUCUUUAGUUAAAAAAAAUCUAAAUUCAGUUACCAUGUAAGAUGUUACUUGGUUCAUAUUUGUUUCCAUAAAUUAAUGAAAAUGAGACUGAGUGUUUUGACUCUAUCUGUAUAUUUCAGUGUAAAUGUAUCUUGAAGUUACUUUAAAUCUAUUUAAAACUGCUAUUUCUGUAAUUGUAUGCUGAAUGUUUUCUUCUAUAAUGACAAGAGACUGGAAAAUGUGGAGGACAAUAUCCAAAAAUGAAGGAAGGCAGUCUUCUAGACACUUAAAAUGCCAAGAAUGUCUCAGAAUUGAAAAAUUCAGAAAUUAUAAGGCCUUUAAUAAUUAUCUUGUCUAACACCUUGAGGUCAUGGUCCUAUGGCAAAUUAUCUUGUAAAACAAAUGUUUCUUAGUUUGUUUACAACUAUGAUUUCACUUCCAUGUAGGAAAGAUUUUAUCUGUGUAUCAGUUUAAAUGUAUCCUGAUAUUUAAAACAUCUAUAUCUGUUUGUGUUUUUUUUCUGUUAUGACAAAGAGUAGGAAAAUACUCAAGAAGGCAGUCAUUGAGACUUGUAGAAUCAUAGAAUGUCAGAGCUUAUGGGGUCUUUAAUGAUCCUCUAGACUCUCCCUCAUUUUAUAAGUACAUCAUGCCUAAGAUCCCAUGGUUAAUUAGUGGCUGGGCCAGUCCUACUUUGUUAAGGUCCUGGCACUUGGUCACAUGCUUUCUUCACAAAAUCAGGCUGUAAGACUUUAUCCGUGCUGACCCUGCCAUUCUUGGGUCUAAAGAUAGGGCCCGAGGACUUAACACAGUAACUGAUAAUGUAGUGAGAAUGUAGUAGGAUUGUACUUUUGAAGUACUCUCCAAUUCUGCAGAUGCUGAAGAUAAUGGUAUUGUUUUCUUUUUUAUUGAUGAGCAAACAAUACUCACUGUCAAUCCUGUGGCUGCUGAGAAAUCUAGAACCCCAUCCUUCCCAGAAAUACAAUGAGGCAAUAUUUACAUCAAAAACAAUCUGUAAACAUCUAGUAUAUCGUUGUAGCUACUGUAAGAAGAUAUAUCUUGCAAUGUUUUCCCUCAAAUUUAUUUUCUCCGUAUAUGUAUGUAUAUAUAAAACACUUUCCAGCUAUUAUGAGAUACUUUCAAAUGUGUUUGUUACCUCAUUUGAUCCACUGACAAUUCUAAAGUGCAUGUUUAGUGGAUAUUCCUUAUUUUACGGAUGAUAAAACUAAGGCCCAAGUAAGAAAAAUAACUUAUCCAAGGUCAUAGCUACAAAAUGGCAUUUUGAGAUUUGAAUGCAGAUCUUUUGUCACUUAGCUAGUGUUCUCUUCUAGUACUUCAGAGCUAUAUCCCCAUUUUGGAUUGACUUUGUGCAAAUAAAAGUAGUUUUUUCUUCCUUGUAAAUACUUGUCAAAAUAAAAUGAAACAGGUGGUAAA
Messenger RNA from Leptonychotes weddellii (Weddell seal), 6519 nucleotides. Lineage: Eukaryota; Metazoa; Chordata; Mammalia; Carnivora; Phocidae. The record is from RefSeq and is a predicted model, not a curated record.